CAAUAUUUAUGAGCAAAUGGGCAGUUGAGAUUCUUAAAACACACAAGACUUGGCUAUUUGAUGGGACCUUUAAGUCUGCCCCAGUACCCUUUUCUCAGGUAUAUAUUGGUAUGGCAGCAUCUGCAAGAUAGGAGGAAAGGGUAUACCUUGUGUCUUUGGUCUCCUUCCUAACAAGAAAAAAGAAACCUAUGACAUAUUCUUCAACAAGAUAAAGGAGCAUGUUGGGGAGCAAAACUGUCCUAAAACAAUCAUCUCAGAUUUUGAGCAGGCUGUGUUCUCUAUAUGUGCUAAAGUGUUUCCAACCGUGAGCCACAAAGGUUGCAGAUUUCAUCACAACGCUGCAGUUUGGAAGAACCUGGGAGAUCAUCAUCUUCAGGAACUGUUUAAUCAGAAUCCCAGGUUCCAGGAACUAAUCUAUCUGAUGUAUACACUCUGCUACGUACCUGUGGAUCAGGUGAAAAGCUAUUAUGAUGCAGUGAUCAUUCCCCAGGUUCAAGAAGGAGUUGAUCAUGAUCAAGAAUGGGAGGAUUAUGAUCAGGAUAUUGAUCGUUUUGGGUACUACUAUUCACAGACUUGGAUUGAAAAACGGGGUGGGAGGAGAGCAUUGUUCCCGCCAUGUCUUUGGAACCAGUACAGCACAGUUCUAGAGGAUGGAAUAGAAACAAACAAUAUGCUGGAAUCCUUUAAUCGUACCUGGAAUUUAUUGUCUGGGUACAGUCCAAAUUAUUGGCACAUUCAGGACCAGUUUGUCAAACAAGAUGCUGAUACAAGACGAGCAUUUCUUUCUAAUUCAGUUGGCCAGGAUAUGGCUGAUAAUACAGGCAGAAAGCAGAGAGCCAAGGAUGCAAAACAGAGGGUUAAACUGGUGGUAGAAGCUUUUGCUACAAUACCUAAAACUGAUUAUCUGAAAAUGCUGGCUCAUGAUCUCCAGCGAGCUAGUGCCCUUUAAGAAAAAAUUUGUAAACAUUAUUAUAAUACAUUUUUUUUGCUUUUAA
Molecule: messenger RNA, 995 nt
Organism: Eurytemora carolleeae
Lineage: Eukaryota; Metazoa; Arthropoda; Copepoda; Calanoida; Temoridae
Exons: 2
Coding region: 422-949 (175 amino acids)
Source: RefSeq, a predicted model, not a curated record